ACAGCGCUGUGCACAAGUGUCUUUUGGGGCCACUAGUGCCAUGGUCUUUCUGCGCCGGCGCAGAGCCUGUUUCAUUGCCAUUUGCUUGAUCUACCUGAGCUGCUUGUUUUGGCACAAGGCAUCCGGCUUCACUGGAAACCCUUGCUCACCGGGCGCCCGGUGCCCACGCAUUGCUUCAGCAGCCGAGCCGGAAGAGUCUGAAGAGAGUGCUGCACCAAGCCUGGAUUGCAUCGCGCCCGUUGGUCCUUUCUGUCCCUUUCGUUCUUCUGCUUGCGCUUUCGACAGUGAGCUGGGGAAGGGCAUGACUGAAUUGACUUCUUCAUCUCCCGAGUUUGCGGUUGAGAUGAGCCGAAUGCAGCUUGACAUGCGCAUAGGCCGCGAGCCUGACCCUAUCCGGAUGCAAAAACUGGCAGAUGGCCUGGAAGCAUCUCACCAGAAGUGGGAAGGCCUUAUGACACGUCUUCAGCUCAGCAGUGACUUCCAGAGUCGCGAGUAUUUCAAGCUGGCAAUGAGCCAUUUGGAUGGACGCACACUUGCUGACCUUGGGAAGAUGGUGCAGUAUCAAGUUGAUUGCAUGCGGGCAGUUGCUCGAGGCCUUGUGCCACCUGCACCGCCACCCGGUUUGGAUAUGUCACCUCCAAAAGAAGGCUUACCAUCUGCAGCUGCGUCACCACCUAUGAUUGAGGCAGAGCCAUUUGACAGCUCUGCGUUUACCAGUCAGGUCGUAAGGGAGGAGUAUGAUGCUCUCCGUCGAGAUCACCGACAACUUAUUUCAAUGGGCGAAGGCUAUGGGAGUUUUGAUCCAUUGGGCAAGCUGGCCUUCCUGGAUCAAGUAGAAAGGGUUGAAGAACGGUGGGAUAUUUUUUUUGGACGCUUGGGAUUGAUUGGUGCCUUGAGUGCUGACUACAGACAGCAAAGCUCAGACUUCCUGAGCUCGAUGGGUUUGUCUCCCGCUCAGUUUCGCAAGCUGCUCAAGCGAGCACACAAUCAAAUGCGCAAGGAUGCGGAAGCUGAACGGAGCUGAGUGAGAGAAUCAGCUUUGGGCUGUAGGCUGCCGAAGAAUCUUGAUGGCAUGUUUCAACUCGUGUAUAGAAUGAUUUUAACUCAACGUAUUUCAUCGUAUUUCAUGUUUGCGUGUGUUGUGCUUCAAAGCGGGCAAUGUGGU
Durusdinium trenchii is the source of this 1165-nucleotide messenger RNA. NCBI's taxonomy places the organism in Eukaryota, Dinophyceae, Suessiales, Symbiodiniaceae. The record is from the annotation of a GenBank genome assembly.